AUGGCUAGUCCCAACGUUCUUACCUUUGAUGUUGAGGGUCGAGCGGUAGACUUUGAGGUCUGGAUAGAUGAUCUGCAGCUUUUCCUGCAGUGCGAUAGCAAACACGACCUCUCACUUUUCAAUCUCACGUCUGGCGCCUCUACUGCCCCUGCUGCCGAUGCUGACAGUACUGUUCGCUUACAGUGGACCACACGUGAUGCUGCUGCUCGUCUUGCUGUGCGUAGUCACCUGCCGUCCACUGAGCGCACGCAUUUUAGCCAGUACAAGACUGUUAAGACCUUGUACGACGCUGUAGUUGCACACUACUCCUCCCCUGCCACUGCUGCCCUUAGUCGCCUCAUGUUGCCGUACCUGUUCCCUGACCUCGCCGCGUUUGCCAUAGUCGCUGACCUCAUUACGCACCUCCGCACUAGUGACACCCGCUACCGCGCUGCGCUUCCUGCUGAGUUCUGCGCCAAGAACCCCCCCCCUACGUACAUCACCCUCUACUACCUAGUCACCCGACUCCCUGACUCCCUUCGCUCGGUCAGGGACCACUUCCUCUCUGUUUGCCCCACCACACUCACCGUUGACCUCCUUGAGGAGCGCCUCCUUGCAGCCGAGAAGAGUAUAGUCGCUGUAGGAGCCUCUCGUGGUGACCCUCGUGCCCCUUUCUUUGAGGGGUGUUCCCCCGUCCCCCUCUUGCCCUCUGUUGCCUGUGCUGCUGCUGUCGACCUCGUUGGCACCGAGUCGGUCGGCGCGACGUCUGCCCCUAGCGGGAGGCGCCGCAACGGCAAGGGCAAGGGGGGCAAGUCGGGUAUGUUUGAUCUUGACUAUGAUGCUAUUCUUGCUGCGAUGUAUGUUGUGUCUUCUAGUGAGGAGGGUGACUGUUGCCUGUGUGUUCUGCCUGACCCGGGCAUUGCAGCUGCUGCUCUAGGUGCUCGCGAGUCUGCUGCUCCAGGUCUUUACCUCCCCUCGUUCUCUACGAACUUGGUGAGUGGUGCUGACAUGCAGGAUGGGGGGGUUGACCAGUUCACUCCUGCGAGUCAGCGGGUGACCUAUUGCACGUGUGCUCGGGCUGUCAGCAGGUGA
Messenger RNA from Closterium sp. NIES-65, 1071 nucleotides. NCBI's taxonomy places the organism in Eukaryota, Viridiplantae, Streptophyta, Zygnematophyceae, Desmidiales, Closteriaceae. The record is from the annotation of a GenBank genome assembly.